Messenger RNA from Eimeria acervulina, 1782 nucleotides. RefSeq lists its product as hypothetical. Bases 1 to 1782 code for a protein of 593 amino acids. Lineage: Eukaryota; Apicomplexa; Conoidasida; Eucoccidiorida; Eimeriidae. The transcript has 5 exons. The record is from RefSeq and is a predicted model, not a curated record.
AUGGGACCCCCCUUCGUUAUUGAGCGUCUGCUGCUUGCAAGGGGAGCAGCUGCAGCAGCAGAAGUUGCAGCGCCAGCAGCAGCAGCAGCUGCUGCUGCAGUGCCGAGUGCUCCUCUGUGCCGCAGCUUCAGCAGCAACAGCAGCAGCAGCAGCACUAAGCGCACCCUGAAGCCUUCCGACAUUUGUUCAUCUGUCUCUGUCUCCCCAUCUUAUCUGUCUCCCUACCAGAAGCUGCUGCAGCGGCUAGCAAAGGAACGGCGCAGCAGCAGCAACACGCAGCAAACUGCAGCAGCUGCAGCAGCAGAAACAGCAGCAGCAGGAGACCAUUGCGGGCCAGGGGCAGGAGCUGCUGCUGCUGUUGCUGCUGCUCCAGCAGCUGCAGCAGCAAUACCCAGCUAUGCUAAUGCUAGCCCUUGGCAGCAGCUAAAGGCAGCGCUGGUGCUGCAGCAGCAGCAGCAGAAACAAGCCCUCAUUGCAGCGAGAAGGAAAGGCUCUGCUGCUGCUGCUGCUGCUGCUCCUGCUCAUGCUGCUGCUGCUGCUGCACCUGUCAAGAGGGGACAAAGCCCGGCUGCAGCGUUUCUAUCUCGCCAAAAGCAGCAGCAGCGGCAGCAAAAACAGCAGCAGCAGCAGCAGCAGCAGCAGCAGGAAUCAGCAGUGGUGCAGCAGCAGCAGGGGGAAGCUCUGCAGGAGUAUGAUGAGGGGCAGCAGCAGCUGGCGCUGCUGCAGCACCGCGAUGCUGCAGUGCAGCAGCAGAAGGGACAGCUAAUUAAGAAGAUGUGGCGUAGCCUCAAGAGACACAAACUUACACAAUUUGAAGCCCUCAUGGAAGAAUUAGACUCUCAGUGUCUCCCCCCUGACGAGGUGGUGCUGACAGUAAAAUUGUUCGGCUUUAUUGUGAGGAGACAGCCAAACCUUGAUGCAGGCGUAGACAGCAGCGCACUGCUGUCUAUGCAAGACCUCAGGGCCUUGUGGGUGGGGGCUACGGUGGAUCCGCUGCUGCCAGGUGCAGCGAGGGCAGUGCUGCUGCAGGAGCAGCAGCAAGGCACGCCAGAAGCAGAAGCAGCAGCAGCAGCUGCUGCUGCUGCUGAUCCCGCCGCUGCUGCACAACCUGUACGAUUAGCAACAACUGCAGCAUAUGUUGCUGCUUCCCUCGCAGACACAGCUCUCUUCGCGCCUCAGCCCAGGUUGGGUGGUGUGGGGCGCUUCAUGGAGUUGUCUGGCUGCAGCGGCAGAGACACAAAUUCUUCUGUUAUGCGGCUUCUUGCUGCUGAAGGAGACAGCAGCAGCAGCGACAAGCAACUGUCUCCUUUGGGUGGCGACGGCUGGGAGUACUUCACCAGCACACCCGGGGUGUCUAGACACCUCGCGAGAGCUGCAGCAGCAGCAGCAGCAGCAGCAGAUACAGCUGCUGCUGCUGAUACGCCAGCAGCAGCAGCAAGAUUGCCAGCUGCAGCAGAUCCACCAACUGCAGCAGCAGGCAAUGCAUCUCCAGUCUCCGCAGCAGCAGCAACUGCAGCGACUGCCGCUGCUGCAGUAACACCCGCUGCUGCAGCAACACCCCCUGCUGCAGCAGCACCCCCUGCUGCAGCAAGAACAAGAGCAACAGCAACACCAGCAGCAACAGCAGCAGCAGCAACAACAGCAGCAAGAGCAGCAGCAGAUGCGCAGGGAGCGGUGUUCGAGGGGGUGUGGAGUGCUUCGGGUUAUAAAUUUUAUAAGGGGAGACUACGCAGGCAGCAAAAACAAAUCCGUCAGGAAGCCCCCGCAGGCGGGGAGUAUUAG